Rotaria sp. Silwood1 is the source of this 1917-nucleotide messenger RNA. Lineage: Eukaryota; Metazoa; Rotifera; Eurotatoria; Philodinida; Philodinidae. The record is from the annotation of a GenBank genome assembly.
AUGGCCAUGCAAAAUUUUUUGGAUGGACAGAAACAGUAUGAUGAUGUAUUAAAUCGAUCAAAUAGUUCAAGUUUUAAUGAAAGUAACAACAAUACAAAAGAAAACAAAAAUGAAAUUGAUAGAAAAGAAAUUUUUGAACAUCAGAAUUUUCGACAAGAGAAAAUUAAUAAGAUUAAUCAAUUAAUCGAAAACUUAAUUGAAAACUGUAAAGAUAUUCCAGGUCUACCAUAUGGUUGUUUUAUUCACAUGAAGUCUGUUAUUGAAAACAUAAAUACAGCAACAUACGAAAAAUAUGAUGUAAAUGAUAUUCAUCAAUCAUUGUUAGAAGCUAAAAAAUUGAUUGAUUUAAUGAAUCUGAAUGAUACUGAAAAAAACAAGUUGCAAGAAAUAAUAUUUCACAUAGAAGAAGUCGUACAUGAGUUGUUGGACCAUUUAAAUAAGAUUGAAUUACAACUCAAUGAUAUUAUAAAAGAAAAAGAAAAAAUACAAUAUCAAUAUUCUAAUAUAUGUAGUGAAAAUGAUCAAAACAAAAAACAAAAUCAAGAGUUACAUAAUGCAAUUAAUGAUUUACAUGGUAAAAAUAAAAUAAUAAAUGAUAUAGUUAAAGAUUUACAUGAUAGAAAACAAAAUUUAGUUUCUGGUUUUAAAGAUUUACAGUGUGGAAGUAAAAAUUUAGUUUCUUCCUUUAAACAUUUAAAUGAUGAAAAGAAAAAGUUAUAUGAUAAAAUCAACAAAUUAAAAAGCAAUAUUGGCGAGUUACAAAAAAAAUCAAGUAAUAGAGUAUUAAAAGAAGUAUUCGCUCAUUUAUUAACACCAUGUAUUGAACGAAUCAAAGAUGGAUUCGAUCAAAUGAACGAAGAAAAAAAAAGAACAUUUCAACAGUGUUAUGAAUUUCAAAAAUAUUACAAUGCACGUGUAUUAGAAAAAAUUAAAUAUAAAAAUGAAAUAAAUGAUGAUGAACCAUUAACAUUAAUUCGUGAAAUUAUUGAAAAAUUUUCCAAUGAAGCUAAUUUAUCAACAGAUGAGCUUAUUGAAGUUCUUAUAGACAUAAAUAAAAGAAAUUACAAAACAUAUGACUUUACUGAAGAUUAUAUAAAUGAUUUUAUUGAUGGUGAAUGUACAGAAAAUGAUCUUAUUCAAUAUAUUGAAGAUAAAAGUGAUGUUGCUAUUAUGAUUACUGAUAAUGAAAAAGAUAUACUCACAAAAUUAAUUCGUUUUAGUAUUGCACAUCGUCAAGAACUAAUUCCCAUACAAUCAACUGUUACUAAUUAUUUUGGUGAUUCAAAAGUAUUUGAUCAUUAUAUUGAUAGUCCAUUUCGAAUGUCUAUUGUUAAACGAUAUAAAAACAUGGGUACUAUUGUUAUGGGUAAAAUUGAAUCUGGAUCUUGUCGUAUUGGUGAUCAAUGUUUAAUUAUGCCUAUUCGAAAACUUGUAAAAAUUAUAAAUAUUUAUUACGAUAAUGAUAUUGAAACUGAUUCUUGUAUUUGUGGAGAAAAUAUUCGUCUUAAAUUAAAAAAUGUUGAAGAACAAGAGAUUUCAUCAGGAUUUAUAUUAUGUCAUGCCCAUCAAGAUCCAUGUAGUUUUGGAAGAGUUUUUGAAGCACAAAUUACUAUACUUGAACAUACAUCAAUUAUAUAUCCAGGUUAUUCAACUGUACUUCAUAUUCAUGCAGCUGUUGCUAAAGUUCAAUUUAAAAAAUUAAUAAGAUUGCUUGAUAAUGAAACGAAUAAAACAACUCAAGAAAAUCCAACGUUUAUAACACAAAAUCAUGUAGCAAUAGCAAUAUUUGAAUUAUCACAAGCUGGACAAGUUAUUUGUAUGGAACCAUUCAAUCGUUUUCCUCAACUUGGACAAUUUACAUUACGGGACAAUGGUCGAACGUUUGCUGUUGGAAAUGUGCUUAAAAUCAUUAAUUGA